Molecule: messenger RNA, 2239 nt
Organism: Coffea arabica (coffee)
Lineage: Eukaryota; Viridiplantae; Streptophyta; Magnoliopsida; Gentianales; Rubiaceae
Source: RefSeq, a predicted model, not a curated record
UUUAAACUCACAGGCCCUUUAUGCUACUAGAAAUGGGUUUAUUUGGAUUUAAACUCAGGCCCGUACACUACAAGUUCGUCAAGCUGGAUGAAAUGACGCGGGCCUUAUAAUGCGCCGACCCAAUCACGAACCACCGCAGAAGGGGGGAAAAAGAAAAAAAGGCAUUAAUCGAGUAUCUGUAGUACUAGUAUAUAUAUAUAUAUACACGAGUAAACCGGGUUUGCCACUGAUCAUUUGCGCGGGAAAAAUUAUAGAGUGGUAGUAUUAAGUAAUCAUGGAAUGGCGGAUUUGAUAUGAGAAAAAGUGUGAAUAGGGUGUGGAGGAGAGUGAUGGCGAACAAAUUGAUAAGCGAAAUGGGUCUUCCCAAAUCAAUAGCCAACAUCUUUGCUGCUCGCAACAUUCACACUGCCAAGGAUGCAUUGUCAUUAACCGAGUUUGAGUUAAUGGAGCUGUUAGAUGUCGGGUUGGCUGAAGUUACAACAGCAGUAUCAAGUAUCAGUGAGAUUUCUUGCCCUCCCUACCAAACUGCUCUGUCGCUGUUGGAGCAGCGUAUGCAUAAUGAGCACUUGGCAGGUCAUCUACCAACUCGUCUGAAAGGACUAGAUGCAGCCUUAUGUGGGGGCAUUCCAUUUGGUGUUAUUACGGAGUUGGUUGGUCCUGCAGGGAUUGGCAAAACACAGUUCUGCCUGAAGCUUUCCUUGUUGGCCUCGCUGCCUUCUAGUCAUGGUGGCCUUGAUGGGCAUGUCGUAUAUGUGGAUACCGAAUCAAAAUUUAGUUCAAGGAGGAUGAUUGAAAUAGGUGUUAAUAGUUUCCCAGAAAUAUUCCAAAUUGAAGGAAUGGCUCAGCAGAUGGCUGGUAGGAUCCUAGUCUUGCAACCGACGACACCCACUGAAUUCUCAGAGUGGUAUGACUUGCAAAAGAUCAAGGAUUCCCUUCUCCAGCAUCAUGUGAAGUUGCUAGUCAUUGAUAGCAUGGCAGCUCUUGUUUCAGGGAGAGAUGGACAGGGACAAUGUAGACAACAUCCAUUGGGUUGGCAUAUGACCUUUAUAAAAUCACUCGCAGAAUUUUCCCGUAUCCCUGUGGUGGUGACUAACCAAGUUAGAUCUCAUAGUGGUGAUGACCCUUUCCACUAUUCCUUCCAAGUUCAGAUUCUAGACAAAAUCUGGAUUUCCCCACAACAUUUGAUUCCCAUCUUGUUGCUGCUCUUGGGAUCCCUUGGGCUCAUGCUGUUUCUAUCCGUCUUGUGCUGGAAUCUAAAUCAGGGCAAAGAUUCAUAAAAGUGGCAAAAUCAUCAAUGUCCCCUCCGGUUGCAUUCACUUUCGCUAUAUCUGCAUCUGGAAUUUCCUUGCUUCAUGACGAUGGAAUUGAAAUGACUGGACCAGAAAUAAAUGCAAUAUGUGGUCAAGGUAACAGUGGUUUAUUCAAUUAAGAAUUGGAGCUUCAGGGUUGUUUGUGGCUGAUACCUGUACUCAAGGACUCGAGCACUUAGCUUGGUACAUAGAUCUUGUUUGAAUAUAGUUCUGUAGCCCUUUUAUCACUACGCAUCAGAAAUCAAAGUUUGAUGUGAGGUUAGCUCAUUGUUUGUGCCUUCAUCUAGGAGACCAGUAGACCUUUUUUUUUCAGGGUAUGAGGAAUCAAGGCAUAUUGGCAUAAAGAAAUAGGCACAGAUAUGUAGAAUUGGUAAGCGCCGUGCAGAAUUACACAAUUUUAAGUUACCUAAUUAUGCUGGCAAUGUUUUAAUGUGAAAAAAUCUGGGAAGGUGUCGAUCUUUAGGUUCAGAUGCACAACUGAGCCAGGACCUGCGUGAAGAUCAUCAUCAUCAUCAUCAUAGGGAUAGCAUAUUACCAUGUGACAGUCAAACCAAAUUGCAGGAUUAAUUUAUUUGGUGGUGCUGCGACAACUGAAGACCAUUAAAUUUAGUAUCCUUUCUCCUUUCACUUUAAUAACUUGAAUGAGAUACUUGGAACAGGAAUACCUUAAAAUGCACUCCUUCAGAUUUAAGGAUAACUUAUUUUUUAUCAUUCUUUGUGAGAACCAAGAUUAAGGUUAGCGCUUUGGUUUCGCAUACUAGUAAAUGAACAACUUUGAAGUGUCCUCAGCUAAAGAAGCCAUAAAGUGCUGUUCAACCUUCUGAUGGGGGUUUUUAAAUAGGAAAAACUGUAAAGAGGAAACCCAAGAUUGAGUUUUACCAUUAUUCUUAUUUUCCCUUUUUAACCUAUGACCAAAGCUUGUUGUCUAA